Callorhinchus milii (elephant shark) is the source of this 4306-nucleotide messenger RNA. RefSeq names its product WD repeat domain 19 (gene wdr19). The record is from RefSeq and is a predicted model, not a curated record. NCBI's taxonomy places the organism in Eukaryota, Metazoa, Chordata, Chondrichthyes, Chimaeriformes, Callorhinchidae. Gene Ontology annotation, molecular function: protein binding. Gene Ontology annotation, cellular component: cilium; intraciliary transport particle A. Bases 61 to 4092 code for a protein of 1343 amino acids. Gene Ontology annotation, biological process: cilium assembly; intraciliary retrograde transport. The transcript has 37 exons.
GGUGGGAAGCGCGCGUGCGCACAGCGGGCCUCACCGCCGCCGGUUGCCAGGAGACCGAGGAUGAAGCGAGUGUUUACCAUCUCAGAAAAAAUUGUCCCAGGCAACCUUAUACAGUACCAAUGGCAGAAAACACUGGGCAAUUACAUAGCUAUCACUGGGUUUGACCAUACCGUGAAGAUCUUUGAUCGGCAUGGACAGAAGAAGAAUGAAAUUAACCUUCCAGGAAUGUGUGUUAAUAUAGACUGGGAUAAAGAUGGCGAUGUUUUAGCAGUGAUUGCAGACAAAUCAAACUCCAUCUACUUGUGGGAUGCCAACACACACAAACCUAGCCAAUUGGAUAGUGGUAUGAGGGAUCAGAUGUCGUUUCUUAUGUGGUCAAAAGCCGGAACACUGUUGGCUGUGGGAACAACUAAAGGAAACUUGCUCAUCUACAAUCCUCAGACUUCACGUAAAAUUCCAGUCCUUGGCAAGCACACAAAGCGAAUCACAUGUGGUUGCUGGAGUUCCCAGAACCUGCUUGCACUUGGUAGUGAAGACAAGAUGUUAACAGUCAGCAAUCAGGAAGGAGAUACCAUUAGACAGACUACAGUUAGAGCUGAGCCAAGUGACGUUCAGUUUUCAGUGAUGAAAACUGAUGAGCGGGCGUCAAUGGGAGAGAGCACGGUGAGCGUUGUUGUGGGGAAGAAAACACUGUUUUUAUUCAAUUUGAGUGAUCCUGAUAACCCCAUUGAGUUGGCAUUCCAGCAACGAUAUGGCAACAUCAUAUCUUACAGAUGGUACGGGGAUGGAUACAUCAUGAUUGGCUUCUCCCAAGGUUACUUUGUAGUAAUUUCCACACAUAUCCGUGAAAUAGGUCAGGAGCUGUUUCAAGCUCACAACCAUAAAGACAGUCUGACCAGUAUUGCCAUCUCACAGUCGUUGAACAAAGCUGCUUCCUGUGGAGACAACUGCAUAAAAAUUCAUGAUUUGUCAGAGCUGAAAGAAAUGUAUGCCAUCAUAAACCUGGAUGAUGAAACAAAAGGACUGGAUCGAUUGUCUUGGACAGAUGAUGGGCAAUUGCUUGCUGUAUCCACACAGCGUGGAACACUUCAGGUUUUCCUUACAAAACUUCCAGUCCUUGGAGACACAUGUGGAACACGCAUAGCAUUCUUAACUUCUCUUCUGGAGGUCACAGUGUGCAAUCACAUCGAAGGAGAACCGCCAAUCACAGUUUCCGUUGAACUGGAACCAAACUUUAUUGCUGUGGGUCCGUAUCAUGUAGCGGUUGGAAUGAAUAAUCGAGCCUGGUUCUACUCUCUUGGAGAAAAUGGAGUGGAAAAGCUAAAAGAUACCGAAUACUUGGGGACAGUGACAAACAUGUGUCUGAAUUCUGACUAUGCAGCAGCACUCUUUGAGAACAGAGUUCAGCUUCAUAUGAUCGAACUUGAAGGUAUGGAAGCCCAGGAGGAAAGAGAGACUCGUCUCUUUCCAGGACGUGAUGACCAGUGCAAAGUCACAUGCCAUGCAUUGACUGCUGACUUCUUGAUCUAUGGAACCGAUACUGGCAUCAUUCAGUACUUCUACAUUGAGGACUGGCAAUACGUGAAUGAAUAUCGGCACACAGUCAGUAUCCGUAAAGUUUUUCCAGAUCCCAAUGGGACCAAAUUAGUGUUUGUUGAUGAUAAGAGUGAUGGGUUUGUCUACUGCCCUGUAAAUGAUAGCAUAUAUGAAAUCCCCAACUUUUCUACAACUAUCAGAGACAUUCUCUGGGAGCACAUUGCAGUGGAUAAGGGUGUCUUUAUUGCUUAUGAUGAUGAUAAAGUGUACACUUACAUGUUUCACAAGGACACAAUUCAAGGCUCCAAAGUGAUAAUGGCAGGUGGUACCAAACUUCCUUUUUCUCACAAGCCUUUGCUUUUGUAUAAUGGAGAAUUGACAUGUCAGACACAGAGCGGGAAAACCAACAAUAUCUUGUUAAAUACACACUCAUUCUUGAAUGGUGUUAAGGACAUUGGGCAAAUUGAAUUGCAAAAAAUGCUUACCCAGAGUUUAAUGCUGAAAAGGUUCACUGAAUCAUGGGAAAUAUGCAAACUACUUAAGGAUCCCUCCACAUGGAAUGAACUGGCUCGUGCCUGUCUGCACCACAUGGAGGUGGAGUUUGCAAUCCGUGUGUACCGUAUGAUUGGAAAUGUAGGAAUGGUGAUAUCACUGGAGCAGAUCAAGGGAAUAGAAGAUCACAACCUUCUAGCUGGGCAUCUUGCAAUGUUUACAAAUGAUUUCAACUUGGCACAGGAUCUUUAUCUGGCAUCCAGUUGCCCAAUUGCGGCCCUGGAGAUGCGGAGAGAUCUCCAGCACUGGGACAGUGCUCUGCAACUAGCUAAGCGUCUGGCUCCUGACCAAAUCCCUUUCAUCUCCAAAGAGUAUGCAAUUCAGCUGGAGUUCACGGGUGACUACAUGAAUGCAUUGGCACAUUAUGAGAAGGGAAUGACUGGAGAUAAUAAGUACCUUGAUCAUGAUGAAGCUUGUUUCGCUGGAGUUGCACGAAUGUCAAUACGAAUAGGUGAUAUCCGACGUGGCGUCAACCAGGCAAUUAAACACCCCAGCAGAGUACUAAAGAAAGACUGUGGUGCCAUUCUAGAGACCAUGAAGCAAUUCUCUGAGGCUGCCCAGCUAUACGAGAAGGGACAGUACUGUGACAAAGCAGCAUCUGUUUACAUUCGUUGUAAAAACUGGGCAAAGGUUGGAGAACUUCUCCCUCAUGUAACAUCACCCAAGAUUCACUUGCAAUAUGCAAAGGCCAAGGAAGCUGAUAACAGAUAUAAGGAAGCUGCGAUUGCUUAUGAAAAUGCAAAGGACUGGGACAAUGUGAUUCGAAUUCAGUUGGAUCAUCUGAAUAAUCCAGAGGAGGCUGUUCGUAUCAUCCGGGAAACACAGUCAAUUGAUGGAGCCAAAAUGGUGGCUAGAUUUUUCUUGCGUCUUGGUGACUAUGGCUCUGCCAUUCAGUUUUUGGUCAUGUCAAAGUGUAACGAUGAGGCCUUUCAGCUGGCACAGCAACAUAAUCAAAUGGAGGUUUACGCUGACAUCAUUGGUUCUGGUGCCACCAAUGAAGACUAUCAAAGCAUUGCAUUAUACUUUGAAGGAGAGAGAAAGCAUUUCAUGGCUGGAAAAUUCUUCAUGCUUUGUGGCCAGUAUCCGCGAGCUUUGAAGCACUUCUUGAAAUGUCCAGUCACAGAAGAUGGUCAAGCCAUUGAGAUGGCAAUUGAAGGGGUUGGGCAGGCCAAAGAUGAAACUCUAACCAAUCAGCUGAUAGAUUAUCUCAUGGGUGAAAGUGAUGGAAUGCCCAAGGAUGCAAAGUAUCUUUUCCGGCUAUACAUGGCAUUGAAGCAGUAUAGAGAGGCUGCCAGGACAGCCAUUAUUAUCGCCAGAGAAGAGCAGUCUGCAGGAAACUACCGGAAUGCUCACGACGUGUUGUUCAGUAUGUAUACAGAGCUCAGAGCACAGAAAAUCAAAAUCCCCUCAGAAAUGGCGACAAAUCUUAUGAUUCUGCAUAGCUACAUACUGGUGAAGACUCAUGUGAAACGUGGAGAUCACAUGAAAGGGGCAAGAAUGCUCAUCCGAGUUGCAAACAACAUCAGCAAAUUCCCAUCACACAUUGUGCCUAUUCUGACGUCAACAGUGAUUGAAUGUCAUCGAGCCGGACUAAAGAACUCCGCCUUCAGUUUUGCUGCUAUGCUGAUGAGACCAGAGUAUAGAAACAAAAUUGAUCUCAAGUAUAAGAAGAAAAUAGAAGCAAUGGUUAGGCGUCCUGACACAUCAGAGGUAGAAGAGUCGACCUCGCCAUGUCCAUAUUGUGCUUUUCACCUGCCAGAGUGUGAACUACUUUGUCCAGGCUGUAAGAACAACCUACCUUACUGUAUUGUAACGGGGCGUCACAUGGUGAAAGAGGACUGGACCAUUUGCCCACACUGUGAUUUUCCAGGCUUGUAUUCCGAGUUCAAAAUUCUGCUCGAGACUGAGAAAUCCUGUCCCAUGUGCUCAGAAAAACUCAGUGCUGAGCAGCUGAAGAAAAACGCUGAGUUGGCUCCAUUGUUGCUGCCAGAUGAGAUUGAAUAGCGAGAGCAGGAAGAAGCCAAGGCAAAACAUGAAAGAUCCAGAAUUGGGAGGCUGCUGAGAGUUUUUAUAAAGUGUUUCAGCAACAAUGGAAAUGAUAUUUACAACUUUAGUUUCACUUUUUUAAAAAACGUAUGUUCUAAAAAUGUAAAUAAUGUGUUCUUUUUCAACUGUUAAGUUUAAAUGCUUUAUAUUAUAAACUAUAACUGGUUCAGGU